AUGAGGCAUCGAGGAAACCAGCUCCACGAGGCGGCAAAGAAGCACGCGAGGUGGGCGAGGUUGCCAUAUUGUUAUGUUGAACACAGUACUCUAAUCCCCAGCAAAGUGCAAGCGUUGUCGCAGCUAUAUAACGACCUACCUACAUCUACGACGAACAUGAUCUCCCCGGGUCUUCAAACCCGCAUAAACUCCCUCUCAACAACCCACAAACAAACCACUCCCCUAAUCCAGCGUUUACAAAACCUACCCGUAGCCCCCGGCUCCGGCGACGAUGCACGUCUCGAGCUCGGUGCGGAAAUCCAUCUCCGCCUAAAGGAGAUGGAGGAGCAGAUGGAGUUGCUGCGUGUUGAGCUCGAGCAGUUGGAAACUACGCGGAAUCGGAAGAGGGAAAGUGGAGCAAGGGAAGCGGAGAGGGAGAGGGUGGUGGUUGUGAUUGGGAAGUUGGAGGAGGAUUUGAAGAGUGCUCGGAUACAAUUCCGCAAAGCACAGUUACAGGCGAAACGAAAUGCGGAGGCUGCACGGCAAAAAGAGAGACAACUGUUGUUUGCUGGGGUUGAGGGCGGAGAGGGCACGGAGCAUAUACGGCGAAAGGGCCGUGCUGGCCUUACGCAUGAUGCGUUGGUAGCCAGCGCUUCGGAGGAUGUUACUGCUGCGCUGAAGCGGACGCAUCAACUUAUGCAAGCGGAGCUGUCCAGGAGCCAGUUUGCGCAGGACACUCUAGAGCAAUCUACAGCGGCGCUUAGUUCGCUCUCCGAGUCAUAUAGUACCCUCGACACACUCCUCGCCUCAUCUCGCUCGCUCGCCGCAUCGCUGCUCCGUUCACAAAAAUCAGAUACAUGGUACCUUGAAACUGCAUUUUAUUUGCUAAUCGGAACCAUCGUCUGGCUCGUGUUCCGGCGCAUACUCUACGGGCCGCUCUGGUGGAUGCUCUGGAUGCCUUUGAAGCUGAUGGCUCGGAUAAUAGUACCGAUCUUCGGUGGGAUGGGCUUGGCAAAUACAUCGAAAUCUACCCAGUUAUCAGGUUCUCUCACAUCGAUAUCACUGGGCAAUUCGGGAACUAGUUUGCUUUCAGGGACACCGCCGACAGUAAUUAGCGGUGUUACGUCAAAGAGCACAGCCGAACCACCAUUGUUGUCAUCAGUGCAUGAUCAAGAGACUGGAAUCCCGCAAGCGGAGAACGAAAGUAUAGUUGAUGAAAUAGAGAAUAUAGUUAAGAAGGAAAAUGAUAAUAGCGAAAAAGGAACGAAUGUGGAUGAUAUAUCACCUGAAGAAAGGCGGAGACAGGAGCAAUUACCUCGGAAUCCGAAGAAAAGGAUGCAUGAGGAAACGAUCAUGGAUGAGCAAGGAAAGGACGAGCUGUGAGAUUUUGGCUGUAUUUGUUUGUAUGGCCCUACAUAAUUAGUAUUAUGCAUUGAGGAGAUAUGAUAUCAC
Histoplasma capsulatum G186AR is the source of this 1431-nucleotide messenger RNA. RefSeq lists its product as uncharacterized. The coding region runs from base 1 to 1362 and encodes 453 amino acids. Gene Ontology annotation, biological process: retrograde vesicle-mediated transport, Golgi to endoplasmic reticulum. Gene Ontology annotation, cellular component: SNARE complex; membrane; endoplasmic reticulum. Lineage: Eukaryota; Fungi; Ascomycota; Eurotiomycetes; Onygenales; Ajellomycetaceae. Gene Ontology annotation, molecular function: SNAP receptor activity. The transcript is spliced from 4 exons. The record is from RefSeq and is a predicted model, not a curated record.